AAAUGGGAGGUGGAGAAAGAGAAGGGCUUUCAUUUCCACUUUGCUUUCCUGCUGGGUUCUGGAGCUUGCAAUGCACACACACAGCGCAGGAAUCCAGGCUGCAAAGGGUUGAACAUAGAGGGCCUCUCCAGUCCCUGCCCCACCACCUCCUGGCCAAGAAGAACAGUGACCCCUAAACUAAGGUAACUCAUCACCGUACAUCCAGAGGUUCCUCUCUUUUCCAUCAGAUUCACAGCAGAGUGGGAGCAAGAAUAAUGAAUAAUCAAAAAAGAGUGACCAGUCUGUUGCAGGAAUGCAAGCAGAUGUUAGACCAGCUGUCACAAGAGUUGGACCUGCCUAAGGGAAAUAAGAGCGAGCAUCAACAGUACGGAGCUUUGCUCCCUGAUGACUUGAAGACUCUCAUCAAAGAGGCAAAGGAAAUGAAAUGGCCCUUCGUGCCAGAAAGGUGGCAAUACAAACAAGCCAUAGGCCUCGAAGACAAAAUAAACCUGCAAGAUAUGAUCACUGCAAGGCUGCAUGACUUACUGAUUUCUUUGAAAACCUCUAUUGCUGUCAGGGAUUAUGUGACAGCAGCUGCUAUUGUGUUCCUGAUUGACCGGUUCUUAUAUUGGGUGGAUGGCUCCAGCCAACUUCUUCAGAUUGCCAAAAGGCUGCACAAGCUUCGACCUACAACGCCAAUUGCCCCUCAGCUGGUGAUCCGCCAAGCUCGUGUCUCAGUAAAUUCAGGUAAACUGUUAAAAGCUGAAUAUAUCCUUAGCAGUCUUAUUAACAACAAUGGAGCAACAGGUGUGUGGAAAUAUGCUAAAGAAAGUGAUCGGAUCCUUGUGCAAGCAGUCUGCAUACAGAUCAGAGGACAGAUUCUACAGAAAUUAGGAAUGUGGUAUGAAGCAGCUGAACUAAUCUGGGCCUCAAUUUUGGGUUACUUCACACUUCCCCAGCCAGACAAAAAGGGGAUUGCUACAUCAUUGGGGAUUUUGGCUGACAUCUUUGUCUCCAUGAAUGAAAAUGAUUACAAUCGUUUUAAAAACAACUAUCAGUUUGAUCUGAACCUUCUGAAAGAGUUUGACCAUCGUUUACUUUCAGCUGCUGAAGCUUGCAAGCUGGCAGCAGCCUUCAGCCAGUUUACAUCGCUGUUUGUGCUCACAGCAAUGAAUAUCCGUGGAACAUGUUUGCUGUCUUAUAGCUGUUCAAGUGCAUGUCCUUCAGAAAAGCAGAAGUUUUAUUUAUCUGAAGCAAAAGAGUCCUUUGAAAUCGGUAUUCUCAGUAAGAAAGACAAAGAACCAGUCACCAGCAAACAGGAACUCCAUAGUUUUGUCAAGGCAGCUUUCUGCCUUACAAAAGUGCAUCAGCGACUUUAUGGGGAGAGUGAGAGACUGACUUGGGUAAAUCAGUUGUGUCAGGAUGUCUUGAAGAAACUAUAUAUUUAUAAUCAUUCAACACAUAGUGGACAGCAAGACAGAGAACAACUGGCCGAGGAUAUCAUGGGUCUGGUCAUGUCUGUUAAGGAACAACUGCAUGUGCAGAGUUUCCCUAAUUCAGAUGUCAAGUCUUACAUUCCAGAUAGCUACAAAAUGGGUGUUGACAAGCAGAUUAUCAGUGGUGAACUGAGCUUUGAGACUGUCCUCAAAAUUCACUCUCAGCAUCAUGAAGCAGUCUGUGAGGUUUUUGAAAGUGCUUGCAAGAGCCAGAAAGUGAGAUCAGGAGAAGGCAAAACAGGAAUCUGUAUAACUGCUUUGGAAACUGAAACCAGAAAUUUAGACACUGUGUGUACUAUGGAAGAAAUAUCACAUCAUGGAAGUGAUGCUGUGAAGAUCCCACUUCCACAAAAGGCAAGGAAAAACCAUGAGGCCUGUAAGGGCCAAAUACGAAAGAGAUUAUCUCAUGGCGCUGCAGUAGAUUAUUCCUUUGAUGAAAAGACAGAGUGUGAAUCUGAAGAAAGGAGUAAAAAGAGUGUUGAUGGCAUUUCAGGUAGUUCUCAAAGCAGGAGUGAAAUUUCCAGUUCACUGAGAUCAUGGAGCAAGUUUUCACAGUCAAGUUCUUCUUCCUCUGGUUGGGAAGAAAUUGGUUGCGAGGAAAGUAAACUUCCCCAUGAUAAUAUACAGAACAAAAAGGCCAGUACAGAGGAAGGGCAGGUUUGCUCUGCAGACUUGAAUGAAGAUGCCUUGAGUAAUGUUACAGAAUUAGAGCUAAAUUCCAGACAUUUGGGGAAAAUAAUAGAUAGUGCAAAGCAGCCACACAUAAAAACCAGUAGUACCAACUCCAAAUGUAGCAAUGAGUCUUUGAGUCUUGUAACAAAGCUCAGUUCUGAACAAGAUCAAUUUGAAAUUAUCAUCUCUUCUUCAGCAGCUGAUUCCAGGACCAAGGAUAGCAGCAAGAACUCUGGUGGCACUUCUAACCAUAAUCAGUGCAGUGUUGGGAAUGAAAAUGGAGAAGUCCCUGAAAGCUACAAACAAAUUCCAGAGCUAGUAGCUAGACCACUGGUUGAUCCAGAAGGAGAAACAGUGGAAUUAAUUGAAGAUGCCCAAAUGAAUUUACACCUUCCUAAUGAUAGGAUGACACUUACUUCCAUAAACAGCAACAUGCUAAAACCUGAACGUGACCAUUUUGUACUAAAUUGGAUUAACAAAUCAACUUCCACUGUACCUAAAACUGGCUCCUUUGAAAUACCUGCAGUUGAUCCCCAAGCAGAAACAGCAGAAGAAUGGGAAUGUGCUUUUGAUAGUGCAAGGAGGUCAGCAGAUCACCUCACUGACAUAGACCUAAUAAGAAAUCAACAAAAUCACAGGCCUGGAACCAUAAGUUCCCCUUCAGAGAUGGAUAAUAAACCAUCCAGUCAAUCCAGCUAUUGUGCUACAACUGAAGAAGGUGAAGGUGAACAUGAACAUGAAAAGCUAAGUAACAUUUUGAGCCUCAGUCACAGUUCAGGUUCUUCUCUGAAAUCAUGGUACAAAACUCCCAAUUUUUCCAGCAGUUUUUCUGACAUGGGCAGUCCUUCUUAUUUGAACUCUAGUGGUAGCUCUUUUUUCUUUAUGGAAAGAACAAAAGAUCACAUCCUACAAGCACGCAUUCUGAGUGACGAUGACUAUGCUAGACUUCUGUCAGGUGUAGAUCACACCUGGCUAGUGGAGAGAAUGAAGAAUACAGGGCUUUAUAAGCCAAGUUUGCUCCAUAAAGGUUAUUCCGCUCUCCUUUUGAAAUACUCUAAGAAAUCUGGGCAGUGGACGGCUCAGGAAACAGCUGCCUAUAUCGGAGACUACCUGAGCGUGGCCAAGAAAGGCAGACAAAGAGAUGCUUUUUGGAUACACUUUCUACAUCAAGAAGAGAUUCUGGGAAGAUACGUUGGUAAAGAGUACAAAGAUGAGAAAGAGCUUGUUCACCAUUUCAGUGAUGUGGAACGACAAAUGACUGCCCAGUACUAUGUGACGGAAUUCAACAAAAGACUCUAUGAGCAAAAAGUCCACACACAAAUCUUUUACAUCCCAUCCGUAGUACUCUUGUUACUAGAAGGCAAGUCUAUACAAGGAUGUGUAAGUGUGGAACCCUACAUAUUGGGAGAGUUUGUGAAGUUAUCCAAUAACACUAAAAUAGUAAAACUGGAAUACAAAGCCACAGAAUAUGGACUUGCUUAUGGACAUUUCUGCUAUGACUUUUCCCAAGGGACAGAUGUGGUGGUUGAUUUACAAGGCUGGGUGACUGGUAAUGGAAAAGGCCUCAUUUAUCUCACUGAUCCCCAGAUCCAUUCUGUCUCUCAGAAAGAGGCAUCUUGUCUAACAAACUUUGGGAAGAAAGGGAUUUACUAUUUCUUCAAUAGUCAACACACAGAAUGUAAUGACAUCUGUCGCCGUCUUUCCCUAACAAGACCAUCUGUGGAGAAACCAAACUGAGUUUGGGUAAAAAUUAAGGUGUUUUCCCAAGAGACUCUUUAAGCUAAUUUCAACAUUUUUUUUCUGCACCUGCACCACAGUAUCCAAUCCAACCAAGCCAUAUUUUGCAUCUUCUAAUGUAUAACAUUUUCAUACUCUAGGAAAUAGCGCAAAGAUGGCAUAAGACAUGCCAACUUUUUCAGGAGAAUACAUAUACUAUAUUCAUCUGUCAACCCUCUGAGGACUGUUGAUAACUGGCAUCAUGUUAGUGACAUAUGCCUGUGUAUAUCUUUUGGAAGGUGGGAUGUUGUUGAAGAAGUCAGAAUUCUCUGCCUCCAUUGUGCAGCAGCAACAACCCUUUGAAAUCUCCUACUUUUCAUGCUACCUCUCUCCUGGCCAGUGGAGAGUGGGAUAUAGCUAAGAAGUAUCUGAUGGUGUGAUUAUAACCAAACACAUAACAUUGAAUGCAUCUGAACUUCAUGGAUGUCCUCCAGAUGUCUCAGCUCUGUAUUAGUGAUACAAAAGAGGUAGGGCCACUCUUAUUCAUAUUUGAUGGGAGUGUAAGUUGUGUUCAGAACUAUAGGAAAUAUAUUUUGCAAUAUAUGGUGACAUAAUAAAAUAAGGAAUGGAUUUAGAUUCUUUAACUCUUUUUCUGGAGUUUUCUGGAGUGGAAAAACAUCAGAUCAGAAACAUGGUGUUGGCUAUUCUUGUUAACAGCAGCUCAGAUCUCAAAAUCACGGGGAGCUAUAGAAACUUAAAGAAUAUGAAAUGUAAUACUAAGAGCAAAAGUUUGUGGAAAGGAAGGAGUCAUUCAAUAGAAAUUCCACUCCCUACCAUCCAAUGGAGUCCAGUUAUUCAAUACUAGAAUCAGGUCAACAUAAAAGGUUUUUAGAGCUGGGUAUAUUAGUGUCGAUAUAAGGCAGGGAUGGACACCUGUAAUCCUCGACAUGCUAGUGAGGUGUAAAUGCUGUAAUCCUUCACAGUUUGGCUAUGGUGGCUAAGACCAAUGAGAAUUAUAGAAAAUCAUCUGGAGGGCCACAGUUUCCCAAACCUAACAUGAAUUCAGUUGACUGCUCCUUAUGGACAAGGGGUCUGGUAUUUUUCAUUUCAUUCCAGAGAAAUAAAAUAUACAUUAUAGUAGAAACCUGAAAUCAGUACACUGAUGUAAAGGUUCUCUAAGCAAACUGAAAUGGCAGUGAUCUGUAAGUAAAUUUAGAAAGAAAUAUGUGCUGAAAGAUUGAGACUUGUGAGAUCCUACUUUGGAUCCUUCACUGAACCAUGAAACCCACUGAAUUCCAUGGGGCAUUCUCUUUCAGUACAACCUACUUUACAAAGUAGAGAGAAACACCGUCAUACACACAUGCACUCAUUGAAGGAAAGGUGGGAUAUAAAUGUAAUUAACAAGAGAACUGAAAUAAAUAAGAAAUGCCUUCAAGUACCUGGCUAGGCAUGUUAAACUGCUCUUUUACCACCAACAUCAUUAUCUGGUCACCUCUUCCUGUUCCUGAUUUUUAGACUUCAUAUUAAAUCUAUCCCCUUAAACUGAUCUGUUUUUGAAUACUGAGAAAGAGUCUUUCUGUUCUGCUACCCUAACUGUUCUCAGUCC
Messenger RNA from Sceloporus undulatus (fence lizard), 5469 nucleotides. RefSeq names its product alpha kinase 1 (gene ALPK1). The record is from RefSeq and is a predicted model, not a curated record. NCBI's taxonomy places the organism in Eukaryota, Metazoa, Chordata, Lepidosauria, Squamata, Phrynosomatidae. The coding region runs from base 255 to 3884 and encodes 1209 amino acids. Gene Ontology annotation, biological process: protein phosphorylation. Gene Ontology annotation, molecular function: ATP binding; protein serine/threonine kinase activity. The transcript has 14 exons.